Messenger RNA from Zootoca vivipara (common lizard), 3364 nucleotides. It is a transcript of the gene BLOC1S3, whose product is annotated as biogenesis of lysosomal organelles complex 1 subunit 3. Lineage: Eukaryota; Metazoa; Chordata; Lepidosauria; Squamata; Lacertidae. Gene Ontology annotation, cellular component: BLOC-1 complex. The record is from RefSeq and is a predicted model, not a curated record.
CUGCUGCGGCACGUGAUCCGUCGGUGUCAUGUGACCAACUCAAAGGUGGAGACGCUUCUUCCUGAUCGAAAGGUAAUGCAAAAAUGACCACCCAGAGGUACAACACUGUUGUUCAGGGAGAAGCCUCAGAGACUGAUUCAGAGGAAGAGGUUUAUCUGUCCUCCAUACCCCAGGCUUCAUGUCCCAACCUCUCCGGCGUAAAAAUUGCUGGGGAGGCCUCUGAAACAGAUGAGGAGGAAGAUGCUAGCCCCUGUAGGCCAAAAGCAGAGCCUAAAUUGAUCAGCACGGACUUGCCUCCACUGAUAGUUUUCAGGAAUGAGGAUCUGGGGUCCUCCACAGCGGUUGAAGAGAAGCCUGCCCUUCGUAUCAGACAUCGCGGCCGCUAUAGCACUUUGCUACAGCAGAAGCUGAUCGAGAGUAAUGCCCGCUUGUACUACGAUGUCAGCAGCACCGUCAAGCAAGUGUACCAGACUGCUAUCAAGGAGAUUGGGGCCAUAACUGGACAGCUCAGUAACUCCCAAAAUGGCAUCAUCAGCGCAUCACACAACAUCCGGCUUGUCCUGGAGGACUUGCGUGCUGUUGCAGAAAAGAUAGACAUCAUCACCAGCUGCAACCUGCUGCCUGAUAUCCAGAUAGAGCUACCUCCAGUAAACACCUAACUGGUUCUAGAACAAUAGCUAGCCAAUUAACUGCUUUUUGCAGGCAGCUAAAGGUGUUGAGAGACAGAGAGACUGCUGCAACCCUGGCCAUAAGGUGCAAUAAGAAACUGGAAUAGAAGCUUUUGACUCAAAACUUUUGAUGCCUAGUGUUUCAAUCACACUUGUAUAUCCUGUAAUAAUCUUGCCUAAAUAGUCCAGCAUGGUAGAGUCAAAGAAAAUUAAACUGCUCUUGAUAAAUCUUUUGUUGCGCUUCAAGGUAUAUUGAAUUUUUAAAGCUAAUGCUUACCAUAUUUAUACUCGCACCAACAUCUUAAAAGCUUCCAUUUCAUGUAAUGAAAAAACCUAGUCUGCCUGUCCACACAUACCUCUGUUCAUUUGUGACAUGUGAAUAGUCUGAGAAAGAGAGGUAAAGCCUGCCCACCUACAGACAUAUUUAAUGUAGGUCAGGGGUCAGCAAACUUUUUCAGCAGGGGGCCGGUCCACUGUCCCUCAGACCUUGUGGAGGGCUGGACUGUAUUUUGGGGGGGAAAUGAACGAAUUCCUAUGCCCCACAAAUAAGCCAGAGAUGCAUUUUAAAUAAAAGGACACGUUCUACUCAUGUAAAAACAUGCCGAUUCCUGGACCGUCCACGUGCCGGAUUUAGAAGGCAAUUGGGCUGCAUCUGGCCCCCGGGCCUUAGUUUGGGGACUCCUGAUGUAGGUGAUUAAACAAGUGACUAGUACAGGGUGGCUCCUUUAAAAGAGGCCCCGUGGAUACAGAGUACAUAUGUUCCACGGGGCCUCUUUUAAAAGACUCACCCUGUAAAAGCUUGUGAUCCAUGAUGAUGGUGGUGGAACGGGACUGGUUUGAAAUUAGUUGUGUCUUUAUAAAACACAAUCCUCUGGAUACAGAAGGCUGAGUAUUUGUGGAAUUCAGUGAGAGAGUUGUGUUACACCUUGCAUUAAUUGUGUGAGCUUGUUUUGUUACUUCAUACUUUCUUUUGCAGGUGGUUAUGGAUUCUGCUCAGACAAAAAUAGCACAACUAUACAGAAUAUCAUUGAAUGCUGCAGUUUCAAGUAUUCCAUCUAUCUUCAUUGGCAUUUAUUUUUUCAUCAAGGAGGCAUAUGAGCAUAAUUUACAUAACUGCAAAGUGUGAUUAAGGGUACAAAGGAAGAAGUAAAUGAUUAUCUGAAUUUGAGACAAAAAAUUCUAUCUGCUGUCCAGUUAGUAAAAUCUCCAUUCAACAUCUUUAUUCAACACCUGUAUAUUUGCAUCAGUACCAGAAAAAAGGUUUAACAGAUUUCACAAAUAUGGCUUCCCUACCCACAGGGUACCACAUUUUUUUCUGCAAGUGAUCCUUUCAUACUAUAAUUCCCAAGGUUCCUUGUAGGGAAGCCAUAAUAGUGAGCAUUAGCCUUGCAGGUCAGGUAUGCCUGACGUGGUUUGAAGCAGCGCUGAUCCACAGGGGGGAAAGGCACUACAAAAAUGUAUUUGCUUUUCUCUUUCAAUAUAGUUUAUUUAAACUGUUGUGUAAGAAGAACAGAGACUCGUCAGUACUGGACACAGGAGAGGGUCACAUCCCCAGCUAUUUCCAGGUGGUCCACCUGUCCUGAAGGGAUCCGAUGAGUAUAAUUGAAUAUCACAAUUCCAUUCACAGUCACCUGGUAGUUAGUCUUUAGGUUGGUGAUCUCCAUCUAGUGGUAGAAAGUAAGAAAUGUUUUAUUCUGAGUUUUCAAACCAUACUAAUCCACGCACAAGAGGCAUGGAGCAGGUUUUAUUCAUUAUAUCAACUUUAUUAGGGUUGCCAUACUGUUGUUGAGGGGUUUUUUGUUUGUUUGUUUGUUUUUGCAGAAUCACUUCCGACAUGGGUUGCUAUACAUCCAGAUUUUCACAGACAUCACAGUGAUUUCCACCCGGGCACUGUUUCUGACUGCCGAAUCCCGGCUAUGUCUGGGAAAUUCUGGGCGUAUGGCAACCCUAAUUUUAUACCAGUUUAAUGAUUUCCUAAAAGGAAGCAGUUUGUUGAGAGUGCCAAGAAUUCUGUCAGAUGUAUAGCACUACUUUCUAAAAGUAGAGCGCUCUCUGGGCCUCUGGUCCCAAGAAAAGUCCAGCCCCUUAGUCCCCAUUAGGCUAAUCUGGGGAGGGGGCAAUAUCUCCCUUCAUAGCUGCUUAAAAGGCAUUUUUGAGACAGAAUGCUGGAAUUGAUGGUCUGAUGUGGAAAGGCAAGUAUAAGCCAGUAAAAUGGCUAUAGGAAUACAGUAUAAACACUGCUUUCCUUGAUCAGGCCAAAGGUACACAUGGUCCUUCUUCAUGUGUUCCCACCUGCACAUGAAGAGCAGGAGUAAGUGCCAAUUCCUCUCUGCUAAAAGGGCAGGGGGCAAGGAGAGUGUUGGAAGGGUAUUUCCAAGAUCAGCUGUGGCAACUAGUACCUGCCACAGAAUGUCAGAAGCUUCUGUGUAACUGUUGCAACCUAAGUUGGUAUUGCUGAUGAGGUGUGCCUUCUGACAAAGAUCUGAAAUGUAAACCAGUGCAAAUGCUUUCCCCCAAAGGUAUUUCUUACAUGGAAGGCCUGGCCAGGGGAGAAAGGCAUGGCAGCCAAGUGCCUCUCCUCAGAGCCCCAACUGCCAUGGAUGAAGGUGUUCCGGACUACUGCUCCCUCCUUCAGUCGGGGGUUGAUGUGCAGGGCGAUGUUGCCGCUCAUUGUGUUUUUCAGGUUCACAUGGAAU